AUGGGCCUGACGGAUACGCCUCCACCUCAUGUUCCCUCAUGGGUCGUGCCAGCUUCCGGCGCCCUUCUCAUCACAGGCGCCAUUUCCUGGGAUAUGUGCUACGUCCUCAUGUCCAUCCGCUCUCACAGAACGAAGUCAUACGGCAUGCCCCUCCUCGCUCUCGCCCUGAAUCUCUCCUGGGAACUCAUCUACGCAGCUCGCGUCGCCGAACACCCUCUCGAACGUCUCGGCUUCCUUGUCUGGCUCCUCCUCGACGUACCGCUCGUCUACACGACUCUGAAGAAUGCGAAACACGAGUGGCGUCAUUCGCCGCUUGUCGCAGAGAAUAUCGGCGCUGUACUUACGGCCAUGGUUGCCCUUGGCUGCGCAGCGAACUACGCUGUCGCUGACUGGUGGCUUUCGGCGCCCGGUACCGGGUUCGGAGACAAGAGUGGCAAGUGGUGGGCCGGACGGGAGGGGUUCGACUGUACGGAGCUCGCGUUCUGGACGGCUGGUCUGGCACAGCUCGCCCUUGGGACUGGGUGUCUUGCCAUGUUGCUCGUCAGGGGUCACUCUGGGGGCACAAGUUAUGCGAUCUGGUUCUGCAGGGCACUUGGUACCCUUACCGGCUGGAUCGGAUCGACCAGUCUGCUUUGGUGGUAUUGGCCAGAGGCUCAUGGUUUCUUCGUCAACCCCAUGGGCAUCUUCCUCAUGACGACUUGCUUGGCUUGCGACACUGCGUAUCCGUUCACUCUUGCCGUAGUGCGGAGAAGUGAGCGAGUCCUCUCGGACGGCAGGCUUGUUUCUGGAAUAUCGGUCAAGCAGUCAGCCGCACCAAUAGUGAAGAAAAGGCUAUGA
Messenger RNA from Colletotrichum godetiae, 837 nucleotides. RefSeq lists its product as uncharacterized. Gene Ontology annotation, molecular function: lyase activity. The transcript has 2 exons. The record is from RefSeq and is a predicted model, not a curated record. The coding region runs from base 1 to 837 and encodes 278 amino acids. NCBI's taxonomy places the organism in Eukaryota, Fungi, Ascomycota, Sordariomycetes, Glomerellales, Glomerellaceae.